This is a messenger RNA of Lycium ferocissimum, 946 nucleotides long. RefSeq names its product peroxiredoxin Q, chloroplastic-like. The transcript has 3 exons. Gene Ontology annotation, cellular component: chloroplast thylakoid membrane; cytoplasm. Bases 120 to 677 code for a protein of 185 amino acids. Gene Ontology annotation, biological process: cell redox homeostasis; cellular response to oxidative stress. NCBI's taxonomy places the organism in Eukaryota, Viridiplantae, Streptophyta, Magnoliopsida, Solanales, Solanaceae. The record is from RefSeq and is a predicted model, not a curated record. Gene Ontology annotation, molecular function: thioredoxin peroxidase activity.
CUUCCUCCUUAUCUGUCUAAUAACUAUUCAAACAAGACCAACAAUCUUGAAAUCUGCUAAAAAUACAAGCACCUCAGUGUUGUCUUUGUGACACACAUUCUCUAUCACAUAUUCCAAAAAUGGCUUCUCUAUCCGUCUCUGUAAAGCACAGUCUUCCUUCUCUGCUUCAACAUGCUCAAGCACCAAAAUACCCCAUCUCAAACAACCUCACCAUUGUCUCCAAAUCAUCACAAUCCCAGUUUUAUGGUCUUAAAGUCAUUCAUUCACCUUCUUUUUCAACCCCAUCUUCUUCUUCUACUAGAACUUUCAUUCUUGCUAAGGUGAAUAAAGGUUCAGCGCCUCCACCAUUCACAUUGAAAGAUCAAGAUGGAAAAAAUGUGAGCCUCUCCAAGUUUAAAGGCAAGCCAGUUGUGGUUUAUUUCUAUCCUGCUGAUGAAACUCCUGGUUGCACCAAACAAGCCUUUGCAAAAAAGUAUAAACUACCAUUUACCUUGUUGUGUGAUGAAGGCAACAAAGUCAGGAAAGAGUGGGGAAUCCCAGGAGACCUUUUUGGUACAUUGCCUGGAAGACAGACUUAUGUGCUUGACAAGAAUGGAGUGGUUCAACUCAUAUAUAACAAUCAGUUCCAACCUGAAAAGCAUAUUGAUGAGACAUUGAAGUUACUUCAAAGUCUUUAAACAUUGAGGUUUUCCUUUCUACAUUCUUUUCCUGCCUCUAGCCAAUAAAUUUCUUGUACUUUUGGUGCCACUAAUGUGUGCCAAUUGUAUGUGAUCUGAUAGGCUGUACAACCACUUUUAUUUGAUACAUGUCAAAGGAGCUGUUAGUUUAGAGUCAUGCUACAAUUUAUGGUGUAGAAUUUUGAACUCGGGUCUCCCGUGAGAGACAAGUUUGUAUAUGGGCCUUUGCUCUGGCUGUAGUAAUGGAGAAUUUUCUUCAAUUGCUUUAA